This is a messenger RNA of Penicillium taxi, 1209 nucleotides long. RefSeq names its product DXO/RAI1 family decapping nuclease. The record is from RefSeq and is a predicted model, not a curated record. Gene Ontology annotation, cellular component: cytosol; nucleus. The coding region runs from base 1 to 1209 and encodes 402 amino acids. NCBI's taxonomy places the organism in Eukaryota, Fungi, Ascomycota, Eurotiomycetes, Eurotiales, Aspergillaceae. Gene Ontology annotation, molecular function: mRNA 5'-diphosphatase activity. Gene Ontology annotation, biological process: nuclear-transcribed mRNA catabolic process; NAD-cap decapping. The transcript has 9 exons.
AUGAAUCCAACUAAUCCCAAGGAGGCAGGUCUUGCAAUUUUUAACAUAAAACCUUUGGACCGGUUUAGUGGUCAAAGCACUUCCAUCAAAAGACCUAAGGAAAUUGCAUGCUUCUCUUAUGAUCAAGAGCGGAAUUUCAAGCUUGGGGACUCAUCUUUGGCCUACUACUAUCCACCGAGUCUACCUGCAGAUCUGAGUGCUGGCUUCCAUUCGUUCCAACAGCUAAAUGAUGUUCCAGAUGAGCAUCUGGAUGCUUUAUUGGAGACCAUUAUCGCACAAGAGAAAGAGUCAGGAAAGAAAUGUGAUGCUGAUAUCAUCACCUGGCGAGGGAUGAUGACCAAGAUUUUGACAGCUCCCUUCAGUACGAACGAUAGGUUUCUUCGAAAUGAAUGCGACUUGCUUUCAGGGAACAAUGUGCGUAUUCUGUCUGAAAUUUCUAUUGGCUACAUGGAACUUACAUAUCCAAUCAGAUUUAUCGAAGAGAAUAAUUCCUACAAGAACGAACAAAAGAAGAUUCAAUUACAGCAGCGACAGAUGCCACAAGGAAUGGCAUCGCAAGAGCUUAUGACAUAUUGGGGCUACAAAUUUGAAGUAUUAUCUGUCCUACGGAAGUCGUGGGACGAAACGUCCCGCGAAGAAAUCGAAGGCCGACCAAAUGAGGUUGUCAACAACAGUGCGCAGUAUUGCUCUGUGGUCAAGACUGGGUUUGGCAAAACCCGCUUAGUUCUUGGUGGAGAGGUCGAUGCAAUAUGGGAUUGCAAACCAGACCGCAAGGAAGACCCAAUUCACUGGGUUGAGCUUAAAACCAGUGCGGAGAUCUACAACACUCGUGAUAAUAUCAAGUUCCAACGAAAGCUUCUCAAGUUUUGGGCACAAUCUUUUUUACUUGGCGUUGCCACGAUCAUCAUCGGUUUCCGCGAUGCUCAGGGUAACGUGAAUAGAUUGGAAACGCUAAAGACUGCUUCUAUCCCCGGAAAGGUCAUGAAAGAGGGAAGGGGUUUUUGGGAUGGAAACAUCUGCGUCAACUUCACGGGAGAAUUUCUUGAAUGGCUUAAAAAUAUUAUUCAAGGUGAUGGGGUAUGGAGGAUUCGGAAGCUCCCUAAAUCUGAUACCAUCCAAAUCUACAAGCUUGAGGAGUCCGGUAAUGGCGAUAUUCUUUCACAAAGCUUCAUUACCUGGCGGCUGUCUGAGCUGGGUACGAAGUCUUGA